GUUGUGUAUCGUUGUUGUGACUCGUGAGUAAAUUCUUCUGCUCAACUUUUCAAAAACAACGUAAGUAAAAUGGAUAGAGUUAAAUGGAUACAACGGAUAAGAAGUUUGUGUGCUCGCGCCUGGUAAAAAUGGAAUAGUCAACGGGUUUCAAAUCAAGAUUCUGAUACAUUUGAAAACUGAUGUCAUGUUUCCGCUGGUAACGGACAAUUUAUUUGCUAUCAGAAGCAAUGAAGAAAGCAGACUAUUUGGCUUUCCCGGCAAUUGUUGGUACUACCGGUCAAUACAACAAUAUGAGGAAAAUGUGGGAUGGCCAACACUACAAAUACCAUAUAGACAGAAUGCAGAAAGCUAAACAAAUGAUCGACAAUAAAGCCCCCAGGACAUUUCUGCAUUGCCACCUGAAGAUGAAAAAAAUUCAGAUGGAGCAGGAGCGGCUGAUGGAGCUGGAGAGGGAUAACCGCCUCCUGGUCUCCAGGAUUGCCCGGACCAUGGGUACCAAGGGAGGCCUGGACAACUGGAACGAAUACCAGCCCAAACCAAGUGUGAAUGCAGACCUGCGAAACAGGGAGCUGGUGAAGAUUUCACUGGAGAACCAAGCCAUUCUAAAAAAGAUCAACAUGACUAAGUCAGUCUACGACCACAAGACAUGGCUCGCUGACUUCCAAGUCACAAGAGGUUAUGUGAACAGACUUUCGAAGUACCCCGAACAGGCCAUGCCAGCAAAGCAGAACAAGGUAGGUGGCAUUCUUCAGUUUACAUUUUAUUUGUCAUCUGAGCAGAAUACACAAGGUAUUGUCCAUUCAACUAAAUGGUUAAUCUCCUUCCUUGCGCGAUAUCCAGUUAGUAAAUUAAGUCCCUACUUCAUAACAGCAACUCAAAGCAGACACAGUCGAUGGUCUACAUUCAUCUUCUGAAUCAUAUCCGAAGCUGUUCUGGUUCUUAUGACUCUUCUGAGAAGUCUAGACCCAAAUCCUUACACGCUUGGAUGUAUGAAGCUCACACCUGUUCAAGUUGCUAGAGCACAAUAAUGCAAGGCAACCAUAUUGGAUUACUAACCUCACAAACCCAGACAGUGAUGGGAAACUUUCACAGCCCUAUGUAGGAUCCAGGAGCUACCCCACUAUCAGGAUUUGAACCCUAGUCUCACAAUGAUGCACUGAACUGCAAGGCAGUGACUGAAUGGAUGCACCAUUCAGGAGCAACAACAGGCUAAUUUCUGAUAAAAGCGGAUGGUCCAGAGAGUAAAUGGUCAAAAAAAAAGUGCAUGUUGGGAGAGUUCUCCGGUUCAGUAUUGUUUAGUUUUAUUGACAUUGGUUCUCUUUAGUUAAUUAAAUAUUAGUUACUUCUAUUUUCUUUGAAUGGCCAUGACUGUUCUAAUCUCACACAGUACAGUCAGAAGAGGACUGACAAACCUUUGAAGCUCUGCUCCUCUCCAGGUUUCCUCUCUAUGAUAUGAAUACAUUAUUCCUAGCUAUUGGGCUUCUUUUAUUUUAUCUUUUAUUUUGCUUGUUGAGGUUUUGAGCUGUAUAAGCACCAUGCAACAACUGCCUAUCUGAAAAGGGCUUUAUAAAAACACUUGAUUUACAUGUUGUUUGCAAAGAUAGAGAAAAUGCCAUAAUUGCAACCAGGUCAACCAGC
Esox lucius (northern pike) is the source of this 1638-nucleotide messenger RNA. RefSeq lists its product as uncharacterized. Lineage: Eukaryota; Metazoa; Chordata; Actinopteri; Esociformes; Esocidae. The record is from RefSeq and is a predicted model, not a curated record. The transcript is spliced from 5 exons. The coding region runs from base 228 to 914 and encodes 228 amino acids.